This is a messenger RNA of Xylaria bambusicola, 1945 nucleotides long. Its product is annotated as tafazzin. The coding region runs from base 303 to 1784 and encodes 493 amino acids. The record is from RefSeq and is a predicted model, not a curated record. Lineage: Eukaryota; Fungi; Ascomycota; Sordariomycetes; Xylariales; Xylariaceae. The transcript has 3 exons.
GGUGGAGAUGCACGGACCAGCCUAGACGAUGCUAGGUUAGGACUUGGUGCUGCAUCUAGGUAUUGAGUCAUAUCUGCCUACCUACUAUGUACCUAAUAGAUAGAGCAGUAUAGAGGACUUACCUAAGCUGCUGCAGAAAGAGAAACAGUCACACAAUCCUUCUGGGAGCUUGGGCAAGACUUCUUACAGCUCUCAUAAACCAUCCAACUCCCUUUGUAUUUGCUGUGUCUGACUCUGCGGUUUCAUUCGCAAAACUGCUGAUCAGAUGUCUUCCACCACCACCACCAUCAUCAUCCACUGUUAUGCCUAAGAAACGACGCCAGACCAAAUACUCUAAGCCUCCGUCUGUCGCACCGCCAGCAUUGCGACUUUCAUCGCCGUCGCACUCGACUUCGGAACAUCAUGACCGAUCAGUUAACGAAUUGCUCGCAAACCUGCGCCGGAGCACCCUGAACUCCCACCCCACCGCCGCUGUUUCUAGCUCCGGCUUCUCGGCUGUCACGACGCCCAGCGUACCCCCGGCAUUGCGUCAACUUUUUCAGCUUCCCGAGGCUCCCACGCCCGCUCCACGUCGUCCUCAGAGAAGGGAUCCGAGCGGUCGUCGUCCUCCUCCCGGACCACCCCCGCCUCGCAGCUGGGUUACACUAUCACAGGCACAACACGCACCGCCUUCCUCUAGCCCUAGGGACGAUGGUACGCACGGUCAUAAUAGAUACUGGCCUAUGCCUGGGGCUUACGCCCCGGCUGAGGGAAGCCUAGUAGAUAUGGUUCUAAAACGUAUAGCUCUUGACUGGGCCCAACAACGUGACUGGAAUCGUUUUUACCUCUACACGCUGCCCAGCCGGUUACGGUCGGCACUGUUGGCCCAUGUCUCCGACAUGUAUAGCCCUGGCCUGUCGAUAGCAGAUCUACAGCUCGUCUUAUUAGGCCCAUCGGAGGGCGAACUGAGCGAGUAUGGGCUGGAGCCACCUGAUGUGAAUAGCAUCAACUCCGAUUUCUUUUGCCUGGAUUUGACAGGCUCAUUCGGCAGGUCACUAAGCAUGAAGGAGUUGCACGAAUUGCUUUUCGGGUCUAGAAAGACCACUGUGCCCGCCGAGGAUGUUGUACAAGACUCAUGGGACUUACCAGCGCCAAGCGCUGGGCCCGUUGACUUGCUGCCAAAUUUGACGCACCUGUCGUUAGCCAUAGAUCCGAGCUCGACGCCAUCGGUGUCCUGGAAACAGCUUUUGUCAGUCGCCGGAAAGCUUACUCGGCUUACAGAGCUUAGCUUAGCUUAUUGGCCGGAGCCUUCACUCACACCAAACGCCAAACUUGCCAAAGUCACCUCGCCGACAACUGGGCAUAGCGUUCAAUACGGUGGAACGGGGCCGUAUAGCCACAGUCUAGAUGGAGACUGGACUGAGGCAAUCCUAGUUUUGAAACGCCUCAGCCGACUCCUUUAUAGUCUCGAAUACCUCGACCUUACUGGGUGCAAUGACUGGGUUCGUGCUUUACGGGAAAAGUCGGACGGCGAGUUUCGAGUGGACUUUGUAGAUUGGGUAGGGGACUGGGGUAAGAUCUCAGCGUUGCGGCUUAACUCGGGAUAUGCUAUAACGGCAGACGAUGCGCCCAAGAGCGAAGUGCUUCGGUUCUCGGAAUGGAUCGAGGAGGCUACGGCGGUAGAAAAGCAUAUCCGGGCACAGCGCGCCGGGCGGGGCCGAUUCAUCACAGUCGAGCGGGAUGCUCUGUCUGAGACGGCCCAAGCAAUUGUAGAUAGCGAGAUGGUCAUCAACUCGCUGCAUUGAUUGCAGUCAGAGUGGAUUAUUGGUAAUCUGACUUACAUCGAUAUACUCUUUAACUAUAGAAAUAUUCAAUGAUAUAUCUUAUUUCUUUUUUUUUAUGCUCAUAGCACUAGGUAGGGCUUUUAAAGGCACACAAUUGUAUCUGGCAGUCGCGCUAACCUGGC